Molecule: messenger RNA, 1014 nt
Organism: Zingiber officinale
Lineage: Eukaryota; Viridiplantae; Streptophyta; Magnoliopsida; Zingiberales; Zingiberaceae
Product: MOB kinase activator-like 1A
Exons: 6
Coding region: 87-848 (253 amino acids)
Biological process (GO): positive regulation of protein phosphorylation; signal transduction
Cellular component (GO): nucleus; cytoplasm
Molecular function (GO): protein kinase activator activity
Source: RefSeq, a predicted model, not a curated record
UUAAAGGUUUAUUCCUCCCGCUGCAACAGAGCAUCCUCUCUUCUUCCUCGAACUGGCUUUACGAAAUCGAUCGAAUUAAGCACAAAAUGGUCCCUUUCGGCAUCGCCCACAGAAACCAGAAGACUUUUCGCCCCAAAAAGAAUGGCGCCUCAAGCAACAAGGUCAGAAACUCUUCGCAAUCCUCUUCUGCUUCUUCUUCCCAUCCAAAGUUCUUGGGUUGUUUCUGCAUAUCAGAGUUCUGUGAAGACGAACAGAUCCUUUUGUUUCAACAGGGUGCCCGACUUAAAAGGCACAUCGAUGCUACUCUGGGCAGUGGCAACUUGAGAGAAGCUGUGAGAUUGCCACCCGGAGUGGAUUUGAAUGAAUGGCUCGCUGUCAACACUGAUGAUUUCUUCAGCCAAGUGAAUGUAUUAUAUGGCACUCUAGAUGAGUUCUGCACUCCAACUAGCUGCCCAGUAAUGUCUGCCGGACCAAACUAUGAGUAUAGAUGGGCUGAUGGAGUUCGAAUCAAAAGGCCAAUUGAGGUUUCGGCACCAAAAUAUGUGGAUUAUUUGAUGGAUUGGGUCGAAGCUCAUUUGAAUGAUGAAGACAUAUUCCCCCAGAAACUUGGAGCGCCGUUCCCUCCGACCUUUCGACGAGUCGUCGAGACGAUCUUCAAGCGCCUCUUUCGCAUAUAUGCACACAUAUAUCACUCUCAUUUUCAGAAGAUUGUUAGUCUCAAGGAGGAGGCUCAUCUGAACACAUGCUUCAAGCACUUCACACUGUUCAACAGUGAAUUCCAUCUUAUCGAGGAGCAAGAGCUUGCGCCGCUGCGCGAUCUAAUCGAUUCGAUCCUCCAGCCAUACUGAGAGGAUCCAAGGCACCUGCCUAAAACUUUUCAAUAUUUCUUGAUAGUCUUGAUGUAGGCGAUUUUGUAUAGCAACAUUGCCAGAGAGUCGUAAGACAAGUUUGGCAAAGAGUAAAAUUUGAUCUGUGUUUGGAAAACUCUCUGAAUGCUAUGAAACCUUUGUUCUU